UGGGUCCCCGUGAUGACCUAAUCGAUUCCCCCGGGUGAACAGAGCCGCCAGCAAAAGGGCGUAUUACAAAUGUCAUAAAGAAGGCGUCAGCUUGGAGUUGGUGGGAGCAUUACGAUUACGUUAUGGCCACUGACGCAAACAAUUAUUCUUACUCACCCACCAAAAAUCACCUUAAUGUACCAAUUUAUCCAUGCUUUUAAUUAUUCCUCCUUAUGUUCUUUGUUAAAAUUGCAUGGGCAUUCUCGUCAACUAAAGGCCUUCUGUGGAAGACUUUGUGACCCAUCACGCGGUGUUGACCCUCUAUAAAGGGUCGUACAACACGGUUUCCAGUUCAUGCAAUUGGUGAUUACGGCAACCCCAUUUCCUCUUCCUUUUCUCAUAAUUUAUAUUUAUGUGUUAACAAUAUGUAGAUAGUUUUAUGUCUGAAUAUAUAGUUCGUGCCCUAUCUUUAAUUGCAUUAAGCAAUAAAGAAAAAGACUAUAGCAGAAUCAAGCUAGAGUGGCCUCUCUAGUAGGAAAAAUAUGGAGUGUGGAAAAAAGAGAAAAAUGGAAAAUGAAAAAGAAGAAGAAAGUGAUGAUGAAGAAGAAGAAGAGAAGGUAAAGAAGUUCUUUGCUUUGAUCAGAAGCACAAGGGAGAUGCGUGAUCGUCUAAGAAACGUGCCAAAUGGAUCAAAAGAGGAAGAAGAGAAGAAGAAGAAGAAACAGGAAGAGAAAUCGGUUGCUGCCAUGUGGAAUCCAAAAUUCCAACCGGAAGAUUUCAUGGAGGAUUCCAAGUCCAAGAAUCCUUUGUCAGUGAAUGAUGCAGGCCCUUCCUCGAAGAGAGAACAAGAAAAAGAAACCAAGGAAGGAGGGGAAGAUAGUAGUUUAGACCUAAAGCUUUCUUUAUAAUAAUAAAUUGAAGGAAUAAUGGACUUUUUUUUGUUUGUUGUUGUUGAACGUUCAAAAGAAAGGAAAAUUGGUCAAAUCUUACUACUGUUACAUAUCAAUCCAUAUGCCUCUCAAUGUUAAUUUUUCAAGUGGUUUUUAAAUUGUAAUACCCUAGCCAAAUAACUAUAACCUGACCGUUCAUUGGUAAAAAAUAAUAAUAAUAAAGGAAAAAAAAUAAAAAAGAUUUAUCAAUAGUUUUUCUUUGAAAAAAAAUUGAAGAAACCUUCAAAAAAAAAAAAAAAAGAGAGGAAGAGGAAGAGGAAGAGUAAAUCAAUCAUAGAAAUCUCUAAUUUAGGUAAGAUUUUACUUAAAAUUCUUAAAAUUUUUAUGUUUUGUGUAAUUUUCUACACCCUCAACUUAUAUUGAUGUAUUUUUUCAUCUUCAAAAUAAUUCUGAAGAUUUUUUGGUGACAAUAUAAUGAAAUUGUAGGUACCAAUAAGAUCUUUUCUAAAGUUAUGCGUGGCAAAUUAA
Molecule: messenger RNA, 1397 nt
Organism: Durio zibethinus
Lineage: Eukaryota; Viridiplantae; Streptophyta; Magnoliopsida; Malvales; Malvaceae
Biological process (GO): regulation of systemic acquired resistance
Source: RefSeq, a predicted model, not a curated record